CCAACACAAAAGUUUCGAGCUCACACACAUCUGCGCCACCAUGCCACCAAAAGCCAGGGGACGGGGUGGCCGUGGAAGGGGCACAUCCCGAGGAGGUUCAGCCGUUGCAGCAUCCUCCGCAGCAGCAGGAGAUGCGACUGCGACCGCCCCACCAGAAGUGAAGACUGAAGCACUCGACGGAACCAGCAAUGCGGCCGCCGCGGCGAACGAAGCUCAGGAAGGCUCCUCCGCCGGCCAAUCUGGAGUUUCCGCGACCAUUGAAGGAGGUUCAGGACCCACCGACUCCCGCCUCGAUUCGCUCCGAACGUCGACGCCUUCGUCGCGAUCCGCCUCGCCCGCGCGGCGGGGUAGCACCCGCGGGAAGAAACCCAGUUUCAACCCGACCUUCACCGGCCGCCGCAGCAAGACGGAGCGAGAAGCGCUGGAGAAGGUGGGCAAGGAUCGCGACAAGGCACGCCUUAAGGAGGUGGAGGACGAGAAGAAGAUCAAAGAGCGGGAGAAGAGGCACGACGAGCAGAACCGGAGGAAGUUCAAUGCGAACAGGCCGGGACGAGGAGGGUUCAGUGGAGUUCCCAGUGGGCCGUUUUCACUUGGGAGUGUUGCGCAGGACAGGAGAAAAUCGGCUCGCGACUUCGCAUCCGGCUCACGAGCAACACGCGUCAAGCGAGAAGAUGGUGAGGGUGGGCGCUCAGGUGGAUCGGGCGGCGGAGGAGGCGGCGGCGGUGGUGGUGGUGGUGAACAUGGCGACGAUGGGUCCUCGGACGAUGACGAGGAUGCCAACAUUCCCAGGAGGGAUAUCGAUCAGAUGCUUAUCGAGAUAUCCUCGGACGAGGAGGGUCAAGGUUCAUCCGAGCGCAAGUCACGAUCACAGCUCGGCCACACCAUCUCCGGACUCCCCGUCCGUAUCUCGCGAAAGGAUCACAACGAGCCGGAUAGUAAGAAGGACGAGGAGGGGCUCGGCCUCGAAGCUGCUGCUGAAGCGCGACGGCAGUCUCACGCAUCGGGGACGGCGGGGGUGAAGUUGGAGCCAGGAGAGGCCGCUCAUCGCAAGGGCAAGGCAAAGAGCAAGGACGUAGAGAUCACGGAGGUUCGCAAACCGUACAAGGGCAUGUGGCAGGACAAUGACGAGUCUUCGCCGCAAAUCAAGUCAGAACCCAUAAGCGACGACGAGGACAUGCCAGAUGCUGUACCAGCGGGCCUCUCAGAUCCAUCAGACAAGGCGGCUGGCAAGCAGCCUGUGGACAAGGUGGACGCGAAGAAGCGACCCAAGAUCAAGAGGAAAGCUUUGAAGAAACCCAUCAUCCAGACCAAGGAGGACGCUCAAGAAUGGCACCGUUACCUCCUGGAUCGCGAAGGUUUAUUGGCAGAACUUGGCCCAGAGAAGAAUACGGCUACAGAAGUCGAUGCGAACGGGGAUGUCGCGAUGCAAGAUGGAGACAAACCCGCCGAGCCAAAGCUGAGCGUUCGAGACAACAAUCCGUAUAUCUUCCAAUUCCCACCAACCACCCCAGACGUAUUGCCCUUUGGCUUCAAACCAGAGCCGAUCGUUGUGGAGCCAGAGCCCGCAACGACCAAGACCACCGCGGCGGCCAGAAAGGCAUCAUCAUCGACGAUCAAGGCGGAUCCGGCCAAGGAGGAAGAGAAGUCAAUGUUCGAGCAUUCCGGCGUGGUGGGCACGAUCCGACUGCACGCGUCUGGCCUCGCAUCGUCAACCUGGGGCGGCACGACAUUCGAGCUGAAUCCCGGGCGAAUCACCCAUUUCUUCGAGGAACUAUCUUCCAUCACCAUCGUGCCGGAGGAGGAGCGCGUGGUUCCCGAAGACGGAGGCGAAGGCGCAUCCUUGGGACGUAUCAAGGGCAAAUUCACCAUGGUGCCAGACUAUUUGGCAGGACUAUAAGAAAAAGGGCUUCCGUUUCCCCUCUUCAUCAACAAUACUCCCCUCAUUGCCCCCAGCAACGGGGGUGGAUCUUUGUUUUGGGGCGGUGGGGUCGGUCACAGACAGUCAGUGCAUUUCGGUUCGGAUAGACGAAAAGACAGCAGCAUGCAUGGAUGGGCGUUUUCAUUCUCCUUUUGGAUAGCAUUCAGUAUUAUCUAGUCAGUUAUGCCGUGCAUUUCCAGGCGUGUGUGUGCGUGCAGAUGGAGGAAGAAAAGAAACGAAGGAGACAAGGAGAAAAGUAUUAAAGUUUUGAGAUAGACGCAUGGGAGGGGCGUGGGUGGAUGCUCAUAAUCUCACCAUAACCAGUCACCCAAUCAAUCAAUGUAUCACAAACGAAUGGAGAGGAUACACAGGCAUUGAAAGAAAGACGGUCCAUAAUUGCCAUCCUGAUCACCAAUUUACCCUUUCAACCAAGUAACGACAAGGAACAAAGUCACC
Messenger RNA from Aaosphaeria arxii CBS 175.79, 2374 nucleotides. RefSeq lists its product as uncharacterized. Gene Ontology annotation, cellular component: RNA polymerase III complex. The coding region runs from base 41 to 1897 and encodes 618 amino acids. Gene Ontology annotation, biological process: transcription by RNA polymerase III. Lineage: Eukaryota; Fungi; Ascomycota; Dothideomycetes; Pleosporales. The record is from RefSeq and is a predicted model, not a curated record. The transcript is spliced from 2 exons. Gene Ontology annotation, molecular function: DNA binding.